This is a messenger RNA of Zalophus californianus (California sea lion), 1788 nucleotides long. RefSeq names its product family with sequence similarity 162 member A (gene FAM162A). Bases 145 to 522 code for a protein of 125 amino acids. The record is from RefSeq and is a predicted model, not a curated record. Gene Ontology annotation, biological process: neuron apoptotic process; cellular response to hypoxia; positive regulation of release of cytochrome c from mitochondria. The transcript is spliced from 5 exons. Gene Ontology annotation, cellular component: mitochondrion. Lineage: Eukaryota; Metazoa; Chordata; Mammalia; Carnivora; Otariidae.
CAUGACCCGCUCGGUCCGCCUUCAAGUAGCCCUCGUCCUGCCUGCCUGCGCCGUCCGCCUCUUUCCUAUUGCGGGCUUUUGGUGACUUUGCGCCCGCGCUGUCACCGCCCGGGAGGCGCUGUCGGGUCAGCGGAGUAGGCAGCCAUGGAGAGCCUGCGCGGCCUGCGCCAGGCGGCGGGAAGUUAUUUUAGGUUAUAUGAAAGAGGUGCUUCUUCAUCUCUAAGACUUAGCAGAAACUCCGAUUUGAAGAGAAUAAACGGAUAUUGUGCCAAACCACAAGAAAGUCCAAAAGCUCCACCCUACACUUACAGCCACAAAGUGCCAUUACACAAACCUACACACUGGGAGAGGAAGAUCCUGGUAUGGUCAGGUCGCUUCAAAAAGGAAGAUGAAAUCCCAGAGACUGUCUCGUUUGAGAUGCUUGAUGCUGCAAAGAACAAGAUCCGGGUGAAGGUCAGCUAUGCAAUGAUUGCCCUGACAGUGGCAGGAUGCAUCUGGAUGGUUAUUGAGGGCAAGAAGUGAGUGCAGAGUAAAAGGAAAUGAACUUCUGGCUCUCUUCAGACUUUUGGAGUGGAAAAUACUGACCAUUUAGACGGACCUUAUGGGAGCAUGAAGGACAAGAGUACAGGACUGAGUGAAGUUCUUUUGACAUCUCUUUCUACCCCACUUCAGAUUUUCUCCUGGUUUCCUCUUGGACUUCUCAUGCUUAGUUCUCAGACUGAAACCUACAGAAGCAUGUGGACAGGACAUAGGGGCUUCCAGAAUUCCAAGAAAUCUGCAUUGCUUUUGUAUACUUGAUUAGACUAAACUGAGUCUGAAUACUCUAGAAACAAGUUACCCCUUGGGAUUUCUUCUAGCCUCAUCUAAGGGUAUACACCAUGUGCUUCAAGAGAGUUUCUCUCCUUUAUAUGCCAGAAAACCAUCUCAUUUGUUUUACGUAGAACUAUCCAUUUCUUACAGAUGGUAAAUGCUACUAGAAUGAAGAAUUUUUAGACUCAUUGCUAUUUGGAAGAGAGAAAUUAGCCGUCGUAUUUUGUCCUCACCAUCAACUUACCAUUCCUGUUCUCCUCUCCCUUCCCAUACCUAAUUCGUUACAUGUGAAAUUACGCAGACAUAAGAAAAUUCCUCCUUAUAUAUAGGGUGCUAGUUUAUUUGGUAUAGAACUUUUGAAACUGGUCUGCUUAUGUAAGCUUCAUGGGCAUGUAACAGGGCACAUGGAAACAAGGGAGAGGAUGGUUGUCUCCCCCCCACUGCUGUUUGCUGUCAAAGGAUGGCGUAGUGGGAUAGAUACUAGUCAGAGUCAUCAGUCACAGUAUUUGGUGAAGUCUGGGAUCCCCAAAGCUGAAUAUUUUUGGUAAAAGAGGAGUAAGGAGUUAGAAGGGUAUGAAAGUAUACAAAUGAGUUGGGGGAGGAAAAAUGGUAGCAACAAAGAAAAGGAAAAGGAAAAAAAAGAUAGAAAUGGAAACAAAAAGGUAUUCAAUACUAAAGAGAGAGGAAAAAGGAAAAGAUAAAGGAAGAAAUUAUAAGGGAAGAAGCUAGAUUUAAAGAAACAGGCCAGAAAGAAAGAGAAGGUAGAGGGUGUGGCAUUUCUCUCAUGCUUGACUGGAUGGGCUACUGGACUGUGAAGUUUUAGAGGAAGCAGAAGGCACACGGAGGGGGCUUCUGUGCUCAGUGUGUCCACAGCAGAGCAUUCUGGGCCUGCGCUGCCCUAGUUAAUCAGCUGACAUCAGUGCAGGGUAAUGACAUCCUUCCCAAACCCGCAUAAAUAAUCACUUGUUCAAAUUUGUU